AUGGCCGUCACUGCUCAAACCAAAAGACCCGCCCAUACACCUUAUUCCGCUCUCCCCUCUCGCCAUACCCCAACCGUUAACAAAUCGCCUCGUUGGCUCGACUUCCUCAUUCUCUCUGCCGGUUUGCUUCUUUUCCUUGAGCUGAUCGUCGUUGUUGGGCACAGAGCUAUUGACAAUAGGGUCGAGAAGGCGAUUCAGAAGGACGCGGCGGACAGGCUCGCACGGGCGGACGCCGCGGCUAGUUGGGGUGCCACCGUUGUGGACCAUUCUGAGCCUCAUUAUGAGAGUGACUGGCCAUGGCUUGGCUGGUGGAGUACGUGGUGGAAUGGGGUUCACCAUAAAGCCUGUCAGAUGUCGAGCCCUAGUUUCGGAGAUCGGCCGCGGUGUUUUCCAUUGAAAGGGAGGAGUGGCUAUGUUGUGCACAAGCUAAGGGAGCCUAUUGUGCCGGAGACUAUUACUAUUGAUUGUAUUGAACAUAUUGAGGAUUAUGUUGUUGAUGACCGGUCCGAUGCUCCCAUAAAUUGCCGUGUCACUGGUUGGUUGACCGAUAGCGAGAAGAGUGAGUUUGUUUUGGCCGAGUUCAGUUACGACGUUGGGAAGGGCAGUGUUCAGACGUUUGGUGUGUCGGGAUCGGUGGCGAAGGCCGGUGAUGGGGCCGUUGUUAACAUGGUGGAGUUGCAGUUUGCAUACAACCAUGGAAGCCCGGAGUCUACUUGCAUAUAUCGGCUCAGAGUUCAUGGCCAUAAACCUCGAUCGUAG
Molecule: messenger RNA, 759 nt
Organism: Rosa rugosa (rugosa rose)
Lineage: Eukaryota; Viridiplantae; Streptophyta; Magnoliopsida; Rosales; Rosaceae
Product: SUN domain-containing protein 2-like
Exons: 1
Coding region: 1-759 (252 amino acids)
Biological process (GO): nuclear envelope organization
Cellular component (GO): nuclear envelope
Molecular function (GO): protein-membrane adaptor activity
Source: RefSeq, a predicted model, not a curated record